AUGGCCGUCUCGGAGAGCGGCCGCUUCGGCGACAGCUCGCCCAAGGAGGGCGCCCAGGGCCUGGUGGGCGUCCCGCGCGCGGCGGACCGCGACCCCGAGGGCUGCGCGCCAGAUACCCGCUUCCUCGUGCCCGCGCCCGGCGGCCGUGGAGCCGCGCCCUGGGUCGCCCUGGUGGCGCGUGGUGGCUGCACCUUCAAGGACAAGGUGCUGGUGGCUGCACGGAGGAACGCCUCGGCAGUGGUCCUCUACAACGAGGAGAGCCACGGGAACCUCACCGUGCCCAUGUCCCACGCGGGAACUGGAAAUAUAGUGGUCAUUAUGGUUAGCUACCCAAAAGGAAGAGAAAUUUUGGAUCUGGUGCAGAAAGGCAUUGCGGUCAAAAUGACCAUAGGAGUUGGCACCCGGCACAUGCAGGAGUUCAUCAGUGGUCAGUCUGUGGUAUUUGUGGCCAUUGCUUUUAUCACCAUGAUGAUUAUCUCAUUAGCCUGGCUGAUAUUUUACUAUAUACAGCGUUUCCUAUAUACUGGCUCACAGUUUGGAAGUCAGAGUCAUAGAAAAGAAGCCAAGAAAAUUAUUGGCCAACUUCCGCUUCAUACUGUAAAGCAUGGAGAAAAGGGAGGCGACAUUGAUGCAGAAAAUUGUGCAGUGUGUAUUGAGAAUUUUAAAGUGAAGGAUGUUAUCAGAAUUCUGCCGUGCAAGCAUAUUUUUCAUAGAAUAUGCAUUGACCCAUGGCUUUUGGAUCACCGCACGUGUCCAAUGUGUAAACUUGAUGUCAUCAAAGCCCUGGGAUAUUGGGGAGAGGUAGAGGAUGUGCAGGAGACGCCCGCUCCAGAAGCUACCGCUGGGAGCGUUUUGGCUGCACAUUUGAGCAUUGCUCUACAAGAGGAUGACCGAAGCGAGGGGAGCAGUUUUCCGUCCUCUUCCGCCAGUGUGUCUGCGCCGCAGUGUGGUGCCAGCUUUAAAGAAGAUGCAGGAGAAAACACAGCCUUGCUAGAAACGGGCAGGAGCGACCUUGAACAUGGAGGGCCCGUCUCCUAGCGCACAUCCUGGUGACCACAUCAUGGACAGAGCUUUUUGGCUUCAAUUAAAGGACUUUUUUUUUCCCCAACACAUAGUUUGUAUAUUUGAAAAUAAUGUACAUCAGGUUCUGAUUUGAUAUACAAAGGGCUAAGAUAUUUUAUUCUUAAAGAGACGUUUUGAUUAGUCAAUAUAUUUAUCUGCUAAAAUAUAUCAUUUACAAUAAACAGUAUGUUUUGGGCUCUUACAGAGGAGACCACUAGGAAGUCACUCUAAAGGGAGUGGCGGGGGGAGGUGUUUCUGAAUACUAAACUAGCUACUACGGUACUGUACACAUGGCUUUAAUUUUGUUUCUCAAGGAUGGUUUUAGACUGAGCAACUGCUGUAGACUAGUGGAAGCGGAAUUGUAUAAUUCACUUCGGUUUUCCCAGAGGAAAGGCUUUUCUAAAACAUUAAACUUAUGAGAUACGAGAAAUCUACAGAUUUCUCAAACCUCCGUAUUAUACAUAGACUUUGAAACCUACAGACACCUUUUCAUUGUUCUCUUCUUGGAAUUACAGGGAAAGCACUAGAUGACUUUAGGAUUUGCCUUUUACCUUUUUAGCCCCUAAUUGCAUAUGACACCUUAAAGGAGGGAAAUUUUCCGGUUUUUUCCACAAAUGGAAAGCUAAGAUCCUUCAUCACACAUGAGCAAUUAGGUUCUUCAUUGCCUUAAGGAAAUAGAGUAGGCAGACUGAUGACUGUAUUGUUUCCAACUACAAUCUUGACAAUUAAAAGGGUGAUAGAUGGAAAACUUUGUUGCUGUUUCAAAGUAAAGAAGCAGCCAGUUUUCUUGAUUGAAAGAUCAUGACCUUGUGUUAAUCAUCUAUCCUUUUUAAUCUCAGCUGUUCUUUCUUGAGGUUGAAAGGGGCAGAUGAAUGUAAAGCUUUUGGAGACUGCACUCUUAAAUGUUACAGAAUUAGUAAAUAAAAAUGUACACUCUGCUCUCCUCUCCCUUCUUGGAGGUGGAGGUUGAGGAUGAGGAAGAGUUAUUUUUUUUAAACUUGAAACUUGUCCCUUGUUGCUUCUAAGCUAGUUGUGUGUAUCUUUAUUUUGUGAGUAAAAUAAAGAUCUAUUUGGAGUUUUAAAAAAUGUAAA
Messenger RNA from Suricata suricatta (meerkat), 2154 nucleotides. RefSeq names its product ring finger protein 149 (gene RNF149). Lineage: Eukaryota; Metazoa; Chordata; Mammalia; Carnivora; Herpestidae. The record is from RefSeq and is a predicted model, not a curated record. The transcript has 8 exons. Bases 1 to 1038 code for a protein of 345 amino acids.